AUGGAGAAGUUCCAAGAGCUCAAACACGGCAAGAAGCUCACUUACAUUAUCUACGGUCUAUCGGACGACAAGACAUCCAUCAUUGUCAAGAACACUUCCUCAGACAAGGACUUUGAAAAGUUUGUGUCUGAAUUGCCAGAGGCAGACUGUGUUUGGGCAGUCUACGACUACGAAUUUGAAUUGAGUGCCGGAGAAGGAAAGAGAAACAAGAUUACCUUUGUCGCUUGGGCCCCUGAUGAUGCCAAGAUCAAAUCCAAGAUGGUCUUUGCCGCGUCUAAAGACGCUCUCCGACGACGCCUUGACGGAAUUCAGCUCGAGAUUCAGGCUACCUCCCUCGAUGAGAUUACUUCGGAAGCUCUCUUCGAGAAGGCCACUCGACGAUAG
This is a messenger RNA of Kockovaella imperatae, 384 nucleotides long. Its product is annotated as actin filament severing. NCBI's taxonomy places the organism in Eukaryota, Fungi, Basidiomycota, Tremellomycetes, Tremellales, Cuniculitremaceae. Gene Ontology annotation, biological process: cell motility; actin filament severing; actin filament depolymerization. The transcript has 4 exons. The record is from RefSeq and is a predicted model, not a curated record. Gene Ontology annotation, molecular function: actin filament binding. The coding region runs from base 1 to 384 and encodes 127 amino acids. Gene Ontology annotation, cellular component: actin cortical patch; cytoplasm; actin cytoskeleton.